This is a messenger RNA of Brienomyrus brachyistius, 3304 nucleotides long. Its product is annotated as MAU2 chromatid cohesion factor homolog. Gene Ontology annotation, molecular function: protein binding; double-stranded DNA binding. Bases 275 to 2074 code for a protein of 599 amino acids. The record is from RefSeq and is a predicted model, not a curated record. Gene Ontology annotation, biological process: mitotic sister chromatid cohesion; maintenance of mitotic sister chromatid cohesion. NCBI's taxonomy places the organism in Eukaryota, Metazoa, Chordata, Actinopteri, Osteoglossiformes, Mormyridae. Gene Ontology annotation, cellular component: chromatin; SMC loading complex. The transcript is spliced from 19 exons.
AGAAAUAGCAGGUAGAAAAGAGUACAGUUAGACCUAUAUUAGAGAUUUAAGGCAGACCAUUAUAAAUGUCAUUGCUACUCAUAUCGUCAAUUUUGCAUUUGUCAGUCGUAUAUUUCAGUCCUUUAGUUCCAUAUCCAUUGUUCCGCGAUGGAACACGCGGCCUACACAUCCCAGCAGCCUUUGGGACCAGCCAUCUCGUCACGUGUUCGCCGUAUUCACGGAAGUCACGUGGGGUGGAUCAGCGCCAGUACUUGUUGUUGUUGUUAUCAGCAAAAUGGCGUCUGGUGGUGAGGCCCCGGAAUCAUGGUACCUUGCCCUGCUGGGCUUCGCAGAGCACUUCCGCACGUCGAGUCCCCCUAAGAUUCGCCUAUGCGUGCACUGUCUCCAGGCUGUCUUUCAGUUCAAGCCGCCGCAAAGGGUGGAGGCGCGAACCCACCUCCAGCUCGGCUCGGUGCUUUAUCACCACACGAAGAACAGUGAGCUCGCCCGGAACCAUCUGGAGAAAGCGUGGAUCAUUUCACAACAAGUUCCUCAGUUUGAAGAUGUCAAAUUUGAAGCUGCAAGCCUUCUCUCUGAACUCUAUUGCCAGCAGAAUUUGGUGGACUCUGCAAAACCAUUGCUGCGCAAAGCAAUCCAGAUCUCCCAGCAGACCCCCUACUGGCACUGUCGACUACUGUUCCAGCUCGCGCAACUCCACACGCUGGAGAAGGAUCUGGUGUCCGCGUGUGACCUUCUAGGUGUCGGGGCUGAGUAUGCGAGGGUCGUCGGCUCUGAGUACACCAGGGCGCUUUUUCUCUUGAGUAAAGGCAUGCUUCUGCUGAUGGAGCGCAAGCUGCAGGAAGUACACCCCCUGCUGACGCUGUGCGGCCAGAUCGUGGAGAACUGGCAGGGAAACCCCAUCCAGAAGGAGUCUCUCAGGGUCUUCUUCCUGGUGCUGCAGGUGACGCACUACCUGGACGCGGGACAGGUGAAGAGCGUGAAACCCUGCCUGAAGCAGCUGCAGCAGUGCAUCCAGACCAUCUCCACCCUCCACGACGACGAGAUCCUCCCCAGCAACCCCGCCGACCUCUUCCACUGGCUGCCCAAGGAGCACAUGUGUGUGCUGGUCUACCUGGUGACGGUCAUGCACUCCAUGCAGGCCGGUUAUCUGGAGAAGGCACAGAAAUACACCGACAAAGCACUCAUGCAGUUGGAAAAGCUGAAAAUGCUGGACUGCAGCCCCAUCCUAUCCUCUUUUCAGGUCAUACUCCUGGAGCACAUCAUCAUGUGCCGGCUGGUCACCGGCCACAAGGCCACCGCUCUGCAGGAGAUCUCGCAGGUCUGCCAGCUGUGCCAGCAGUCGCCCCGGUUAUUCUCCAGUCACGCGGCUCAGCUUCACACUUUGCUGGGGCUGUACUGUAUAUCCGUCAACUGCAUGGAUAAUGCGGAGGCGCAGUUCACCACAGCGCUGCGGCUGACCACGCACCAGGAGCUGUGGACGUUCAUCGUGACGAACCUGGCCAGUGUCUACAUCAGGGAGGGGAACCGACACCAGGAGCUGUACAGUCUCCUGGAGAGAAUAAACCCAGAUCAAAGUUUUCCUGUAAGCUCGCACUGCCUGCGGGCCGCAGCUUUCUACAUCCGAGGACUUUUCUCCUUCUUCCAAGGACGUUAUAACGAAGCCAAGCGCUUCCUGCGAGAGACGCUGAAGAUGUCCAACGCAGAAGAUCUCAAUAGGCUGACGGCCUGUUCCCUCGUCCUUCUGGGGCACAUAUUCUAUGUGCUGGGAAACCACAGGGAGAGCAACAAUAUGGUGGUUCCUGCCAUGCAGCUUGCCAGUAAGAUCCCUGACAUGUCUGUCCAGCUGUGGUCUUCAGCUCUGCUAAAAGACCUGAACAAGGCUUGUGGAAACACGAUAGAUGCUCACGAAGCGGCACAAAUGCACCAGAACUUCUCGCAGCAGCUGCUGCAGGACCACAUUGCCGCCUGCAGCCUCCCCGAACACAACCUCAUCAGCUGGACUGACGGCCCACCCCCGGUCCCGUUUCAAGCCCAGAAUGGGCCCACCACCACCAGCCUGGCCAGUCUGCUGUGAAGUCAGCUGGGACGAUCACACUGUGAGAGGGUCUCCCAUGCCAGAGAACCUGCAAAACCCUUAAGGGCUCAGCGGUUUGAGUUUCAUCUUCAGUUCUUCCGACAUUAAUUUAAGGUUUGGUAUAUUGUUGGAAUUAUUUGUGGGGGAUGGGGGGGGGAUGUUCUGGUGGCCCAGAAUUGUGCGCUUAUAACGGUGAUAAAGUACGAGUGGGUGAAGAUGAGCAGCACAGCAACCCUACCUCAAAUGGACAGCCCCCCCCCCCCGCCACUGCGUGACAUGGUACGACCCGUUCGUGGGACACCGUCUGUGGUACUGUGACUGAUGGGGAUGGAGGAAACCAACAAAAACAUGGAAGGGAUGGAGCCGGGCUCGCCAGGUGUGAGAGCAUUCCAGCUAGGAGCUCACUCUCAAGUCUGGAUUGUGGUUAUUGACAAUAGACUUCUUGGACAGGAAAGUCAUCAAAACAUCCAUUUGCUGUCCUGACACUAGAUGAACCUUCUGACAUUGUGCGUCAGACUUUUUAGGUGGAGAGCACAGCUUAACGUCACAAACGAGUUGAAUUUUACACCAUAUUAUGCUUUUUUUAAUGUAUGUAGUUAUUGUUGUGCUGCAUAUAUGAACCUGGCUGUACAUCACAGGUCAGUUUUACAAAUUAAUAUUGCUGACAAAAGGAGAUGCAUACCCAUUAUAUAAUUAAUUUAUUUACAUUUAUAUUUUUGUAACUAUAGAAAAGGAAACAAUUUUAGAGUUUUGUUUACCUUGUGACUUGUUUUGCAUAUGCAUGCAAAAGAUUAAAGUUAUUGUGGUUUUCAUUUCCAAGGUUUUAAUAAGUAUUAGCACAACUUGUCAUAAGUAGGACAAAUACUUGGCUUGGCUGUCACUUUAUACAUAUUGAAACUCGUGUGAUUUAAAACAAUCACAUGUGUAAAUAUCUAUGAAAAGCUGUAUGACAUUUUAGUUCAGGAAAAUUAAAUCUUGGGCAUAAUUUAGCUCAACGGUUUGACUUUGUACCAUGUGCAUUAGUAACACAUAGCAUAGGGAACAGAAACCUCCGUAACUGAUCAUCAAGCGCAGGUGCUUGGACCUGCCAGCAGCCGGCGCUGUUGAGUGGUGAUUGAGAAAAUUGCUUGUUCCAUUGAAUCGUUUUGUAAUGUUCGAAGUGACUUUUUUUUAACUAACGGUAGGAAUUUUGCCUCCUAUCAGAUCUGUAAUAAACUUUUCAAGACUUUA